AUGCGUGGUGUCCAGAUCUUUUCGGGGAAUUCCCACCCCGCUCUCGCAGAUACUAUCUGCGAGAGGUUAGGCACAGUGCCUGCUAAAGCUAACUUGGGAAAAUUCGCCAAUGGCGAGACCAGUGUCAACAUCGGUACCUCAGUGCGGAACCAGGAUGUCUACAUCGUUCAAAGUGGCAGUGAAAAAAUUAACGACAGUGUAAUGGAGCUUUUGAUUAUGAUCUCAGCUUGCAAGGGUGGCUCAGCCAAGUCGAUUACAGCGGUCAUGCCAUAUUUCCCCUACUCGCGCCAAUCUAAGAAGAAGAGUCAUCGUGGUGCCAUCACGGCCCGCAUGCUCGCCAAUCUCCUCACGAUCGCCGGCGUGGACCAUGUGAUUACCAUGGACCUGCACGCAUCCCAGAUGCAAGGGUUCUUUGGAAAGCCGGUCGACAACCUCUUUGCCGAACCGUUCAUCGCGCGCUGGAUCCGGAUGAAUGUCGCUGGCUGGAAAGACGCCGUCGUGGUGAGCAAGAACGCAGGCGGUACCAAGCGAGUCACAUCGCUGGCCGAUACUCUCAAGCUCAACUUCGGAAUCGUGACGACAGAUCGUCGUCGGCCGAAGGUCCCUGUGGCCACCAUGUCUGACAGCACAGUCUUCUUCGAUGCCAUCUCAAAGAACACCUGCUACCCCCCUAUUCCGGAAGUGCCGGAGCCGGUCACUCCUCCACCGGAGCAGCUCCUGCGUCCCGAGACCCCACCUGCAGCUCGCCGCCCAUCGGAGCUGGAAGCAGCUUAUGAGUACACCGAUGUGCGUGUCCGGGAUGUCAUCACCGGGCGUCUGGUGCAAGGCCAAUUGGUUGACGAUGACUAUCGCUCCAAUGAAGACUCACAUUCCGGUGACACCACGCCGGGGGCAGGAAGCAACCACGACGAGGCCAUCCCGGAUGCCAUGUUCAACUCAAUGAUUUCCAACGCCUCGUCACAGCCUCCUGAUCACGCGCUUGGUGGCUCCUUUGAUGCAGUGGAGUCUGACGACGAAGCUAGUGUUUGCGCUGGACACGCCGACGAGCGGACCAUCACGCUGGUUGGCGAGGUGCGCGACCGACCCGUUUUCAUUGUUGAUGACAUGAUUGACAAGAGUGGGUCGUGGAUUGCCGCUGCAGAGACUGUUGUGAAGCGUGGCGGCGCCAGCAAGGUUUACUGUAUCGCUACCCACGGACUCUUUACAGAAGAGUCACUGGACCAGAUGGAGGCCUGCCAGUCCAUCGACAACAUCGUCGUGACCAACACCUUCCCGAUCUCACCACUGUUGCUACGGCGAUCCAAAAAGCUGAUUGUGAUUGACGUGUCUAGCUUAUUGGCAGAGAGUAUCCGGAGGCACCAUUACGGCGAAAGUGUCUCGGCCCUCUUUCACCUUAACGACUGA
This is a messenger RNA of Penicillium nucicola, 1404 nucleotides long. Its product is annotated as ribose phosphate diphosphokinase subunit PRS1. Gene Ontology annotation, molecular function: ribose phosphate diphosphokinase activity; magnesium ion binding. The coding region runs from base 1 to 1404 and encodes 467 amino acids. Gene Ontology annotation, cellular component: ribose phosphate diphosphokinase complex; cytoplasm. Lineage: Eukaryota; Fungi; Ascomycota; Eurotiomycetes; Eurotiales; Aspergillaceae. Gene Ontology annotation, biological process: ribonucleoside monophosphate biosynthetic process; purine nucleotide biosynthetic process; 5-phosphoribose 1-diphosphate biosynthetic process. The record is from RefSeq and is a predicted model, not a curated record. The transcript is spliced from 6 exons.